Molecule: messenger RNA, 1145 nt
Organism: Chrysoperla carnea
Lineage: Eukaryota; Metazoa; Arthropoda; Insecta; Neuroptera; Chrysopidae
Product: keratin-associated protein 5-4-like
Exons: 3
Coding region: 614-1081 (155 amino acids)
Source: RefSeq, a predicted model, not a curated record
UUCACAGCGCGUACACCUAUAGUUUUAAUACUUAAUACAAUUAAAUUAAAACAAUCAUAGUUUUGUUUUGGCUUACAACAAACAAAUAUGGAGGAUGGUAUUUUUGAAUGUUUUGGUGAAUGUUUACAUAUGAUAUGUAUUGAAUGUAUUUAUGAAGGAUUAGUUAGUUUAUGUUGUGAUUAUCAAUGUAAUCAAAUUUGUUGUUGUUGUGUGGAGAGUGCUCUUACAGCUGCAAAUACUGGAGGCUCACAGCCUCCAAUAAUACAACAACCAACCAAAACUGCUGUUUGAUGGAGGAAUAUUAUUAUAUUGUUAAAGGCGUGUACUUCAAAAAAGAUGAUAUCAUACGUAUGCGACGUCCACCCAUUACCUAGAAUUAUGCUUGUUUUGUGGUAUUAAAUAAUAUGUGUUGACCUUACUUGCUCCGUAUGACUACAGCGCAUACAAACACAUGUGUUUUUGUUCAAUAAUAUUAACCAAACAUUUUUACUGUUGAUAUUGAGUUUAAUACACUACGUUCUACGUUUUAAAAAUAAAUUAUUCUUAUCUUUAUAAACAUUUAAAUUAUUAUUUUAAGUGUUAUUAUUGAAAAUAAAUAAUUGUUGUUAAUAAAAUGAGUGAUUGUGAUUGUGAUUGUGGCGAUUGUGAUUGUGAUUGUGGCGAUUGCGAUUGUGAUUGUACUGGAAAUAAUGAUGGGGGUGAUUGUUGUUGUUGCACCGACGAUUGUUGUGGCAAUGAUUGUUGUAAUUGUUGUGUAGACGAUUGUGGUCAAUGCUGCUAUGAUUUUUGGAAUUUUAUCUGUUUCAAGUGCAUUUAUCAAACAUUAUUAUGUUCGAUUGGUGAUUCAAAUAAUGACAUUUGUUGUUGUUUAUGUUGCUUAGAUACAAGUUCCACUCAGCAGCACAACCAAUCUUUUAUUCCAAUAAUUGAUGGUACUUCUACCCAACAACAACAGAAACCUCAGCCAAUUCAACAACAGCCCAAAAAACAAAAAAAGGGAGAAGAGGACGAAGAAGAGGAAGAACAACAGCCUUUGCAACAAGACACCGUAGAAAAAUCGCCCCAACUAUCGGAAACUUGAGUCGUCAACAAUUUUGUUGGACUCAUGGAUAAGGAGUCACAGCUCAAAUACCAAUUACAAUUUU